This is a messenger RNA of Manis pentadactyla (Chinese pangolin), 4079 nucleotides long. RefSeq names its product tigger transposable element derived 7 (gene TIGD7). The transcript has 3 exons. The coding region runs from base 1541 to 3193 and encodes 550 amino acids. Gene Ontology annotation, cellular component: nucleus. Gene Ontology annotation, molecular function: DNA binding. Lineage: Eukaryota; Metazoa; Chordata; Mammalia; Pholidota; Manidae. The record is from RefSeq and is a predicted model, not a curated record.
CAGGCCGGCCCGCCGCAGCCCUGCCGGCAGGGGAGCGGUAAGGCCACCGAGUCCCGGGCCCGCCGAGGCCUAGAGGCGCCGGCGCGGGGCUGCCGCCCGCCCGCUGCGCGGCUGGGAGGCGUUGUCCUCCCUCGGCACAGCCGUGCGGGCGCGUCGCAGCCCCCGAGUGACGGGCAGGACCUCAGUGCGAGGCCAGGGACUGCAUCACCUCACGGACCGUCCCGGGCCCGCGUCCCUCGCGGCGGCGGUCUUCUCGUGAGCCAGGUUUUCGCCUGCGGAGUCGGUCCCUCUCACGCGCCUCCCUGACGGAGGAACCGAGAGCUACGAAGUGACCUGCCCGGGGUCACGUCAUUUAGCCGCGGCAGCCCCUCGGCUCAGCUCAGGCCCGUGUCCCGUCUUCUGCUCUGCCACCGCGGCGCGCCGCCUGGACGCCGGACACCUCCUCAUCGGGCGUCUCCUGCCCGUCUGGCAGUCGCGCACCGUCCGUACCCACCGAUCGCCGUCGGUGAGCAUCAGCGCCGCGCGGACGCCCGCCCCUCCCGUGGCGCCAGCCACCAGGCCGGCCUUGUCACCGAGUCCGCCUCGCCGCAGCCAGUGCCACGCAGUGCAGUGGACAGUGCCUGGGAGUCGAGGAAUCUGGCAAAAACCUUUUGUAAACAAAGGGCGAUUUCACCACCGUCAGUGACACGGGUCGGAAAAGCACCUGGAAUGGACAAAAGCGGCAGUUUUUGUUAACUUCCCAUGAGGUUGUGUAUCUGGGAUGACAACCUUGAAAUUAAUCUAAAGUAGACAUUUCUACAGACGUGAAAUGGCUUGGGCAGCACCUGGAGGACUUGAGAGGAAUACUUGGAAGUGCACAGCUACAGAAGAGUUUGCCAACAGGGUUCAUGGGAAACAGGUGACCAGAAACACCAGUAGAGAAACUUUAAAAAUUUUGUCAAGCAGUGGAAAACUGAGUCUUGGUUCAAAAUUAAGCAAAAUCUACAGUGAAGAAAGAUGAAAUAUGGGCUCAAAUAUAAGGUUUUAUUUAACACCCUAAUGUAUAGCUAUGAAAACAAAUGAAGGAGAAAUGUGUUUUUUUUUAAUCUUUCCUAUAGUAAAAUUGUUGGAAAACUUUUGGAGCCAUCUCUAAAAGCUGCCAAGAUUCUGAAACUUGGUAAUAUUCCGAAUAUGGAACAUUUCAGGAAAAUAUAGCACAUAAGAAUACACCAGAAGUACACAAGGAAUAAGAUCUAAGAAUUGAAAAGUGCUGCUAACAAAUCAAUUAUUUGCAUCCUUACCUUGGUAAACAUAAGCCACACUCAAAGCUCAGUCUUGAAUGCUGUAUUGAACAUAAUAAAAGUUAGCUUCCAUUCGUAUGGAUAAAACCUACUAAGUUUCUUCUUCAUCUAAAGAUAUUGUAUAAGUGUCCUGAAUUCCAGUUUCUAGACAUACCGAUAUCAAAGCAGCUUGAGGUCUUUAUCCAGGUGGAUGGACUGCUGCCCAGUGAAAACUUAAGUACAGAGCAAUAGGAGCACCGUUUUGUUUUCCGGCAGUGAGUAUGAAUAAAAGAGGGAAAUACACAACACUGAAUUUAGAGGAGAAAAUGAAGGUUCUAAGUAGGAUUGAAGCUGGACAAUCUCUUAAAAGUGUAAUGGAUGAAUUUGGAAUCAGUAAAUCAACAUUUUAUGACAUUAAAAAGAAUAAGAAAUUGAUUUUGGAUUUUGUACUGAAGCAGGACAUGCCAUUAGUAGGGGCUGAGAAGAGAAAGAGGACAACAGGAGCCAAAUAUGGUGAUGUGGACGAUGCAGUCUACAUGUGGUACCAACAAAAACGUUUAGCUGGUGUCUAUGUCAGGGGUGUGGAGCUUCAGGCUACUGCAGAGAGAUUUGCACAGUGUUUUGGGAGAACAGACUUCAAAGCUAGCACCGGUUGGCUUUUUAGAUUUCGAAACAGGCAUGCAAUUGGGAACCGAAAAGUAUGUGGGGAACAACACCUAAGUUCAACUUCAGAAAAUGUUGAACAGUUUAGACAAAAGCUAUCUGUGCUUAUCAAAGAGGAAAAACUGUGUAUAGCUCAGCUGUACAGUGGGAAUGAGACUGACCUCUUUUGGAAAUCAAUGCCAGAAAACACUCAGGCGAGCAGAAAAGAUAUCUGCCUGCUGCCGGGGAGGAAAAUAAACAAAGAACAGUUGUCUGCUCUUUUAUGUGCAAAUGCAGAUGGAACUCAUAAGUUAAAGUCAAUCAUUAUUGGAAAAUCAAAGCUACCCAGAAGCAUAAAAGAGGACAUAAGUACCUUACCUGUGAUAUACAGACCCAGUAAGGAGGUUUGGUUCACCAGAGAAUUGUUUUCAGAAUGGUUCUUUCAAAACUUUGUUCCUGAGGUCAGGCAUUUUCAACUUAAUGUUUUAAAAUUCCAGGAAGAGGACAUCAGGGCCUUAUUACUUCUGGACAGUUCCCAAGUUCACCCCUCUGCUGAAUCACUAACCAGUGACGAUGGUCGAAUAAAAUGCAUGUUCUUUCCCCCAAACACUUCAAUCUUGAUUCAACCAAUGAAUCAAGGUGUGAUUUUGAGCUGCAAACGACUUUAUAGGUGGAAGCAACUUGAAGAAAGCCUUGUAAUUUUUGAAGAAAGUGAUGAUGAGCAAGAUAAAGGAGAAAAAGGAGUUUACAAGAUUAAAAUUUACAAUAUAAAAAGUGCAGUUUUUAACUGGGCAAAGAGUUGGGAUGAAGUAAAACAAAUAACCAUAGUAAAUGCCUGGGAAAAUCUUCUUUACAAAAAGGAACUUGAAUAUGAUCUUCAAGGCUUAGAAGAUGGGGACUUUAGAGAAAUUCUUCAGAAAUGUGGGGAGUUGGAAACCAGGCUGGAUGAUGAUAGAAUGUGGUUAAAUGGGGAUGAUAAGGAAAAGGGUAGCCUCCCCAGAGCAAAAGGUGGAAUUACAAAGGAAGUUCAGAGGGGCGGCUGCUUUGAGGAGCAAACUGCUGAAUUUCAGUUAUCUGCUGUAAGAGAGAGGUUGGACUACCUUCUUGACUUUGUAGAUGCCACACCUGAGUUUCAAAGGUUCCACUUUACACUGAAAGAGAUGCAACAAGAAAUAGUCAAGAAACAGUUCCAGAGUAGAAUCCAUUCUAGAAUUGGUAGCUUUUUGAAACCUAGGCCUCAUAGUAUCAAGGAUUCCUUCAAUAUGCCUUCAACUUCUGGUUCUAGUAAUUAGAUUUUGUUUUUAAAGAUUUCCACAGUUAUCGGAUAAUGUAUGAUGUAGACCUGCUGUGAAUGGUCUGUAUUUUUAUCAGCUGACCUCACUUUGCAUAUCAAUGCCCAUUUAUAUAUUAUUCAUAAAAUAGACUUGAAAUAAUAAAUUUGUGUUUCUUUAAAUGUAUAUAUUCUUUUAUCCAUAUUUUUUUCUAUUUUAGAUAAUCUGGAUAAUGAGGAAUUAUUGUCCCAGAUUAUCUAAAGUGGAAAGAAUUAAAUUCUAUCUGAAUGUAUUCAGAGCAUACAUGUAUCUAUAUAUAUAUAGAUAUAUAGAUAUAUAUAUAAAUGUAUCUAUCUAUCUAUCUAUAUAUAUAAUAGUUCUUAUUACCUUUAAGGAGAGAUUCGUUUUUCAAUUCAAUAGUAUGGCAUGUUCUGCUUUCCUAAAUCUGUUAAUACCUGAUUAGUGUUUGUUUUCCUCUUCUGUUGAAGUAAUACAUGCUUACAGAAAAUAUAUAAAGAUAAAAAGCACCCAAUUCUACUGACCAAUGAAUUUCUCUUAACAUUUUGGUAUGUUUCAUGUAUUUCAAAAGUAGGCAGAUUACAUUGUAAAUACAAUUUUCUACUUUAUUAACACAUUUUUAGGCUUUGGUAUUAACACGUUAGCAUUUGUUGAGACACCUUUGAAGCCUGGGGUAGAAUGAAUGGAUUGUGCAAGAAGUUGAGGGGCACGUCAGAUGAGUACACUAUAGACAGCUCUCUAGUUCCUUUUGAGUCAUUGCAUCAAACAUUUUUUCCCCUAAUGGUAAUAAAUUCUCAGAAUAAAUGACCGGCAAUCACACCCUUUUCAAAACUAUUCACUGAUUCUGUAAACUUAACGCUGCUCCACCACGCUUGACGAGAAUAUGGUG